AUGAACACCGUCACCCUCUUCACUCUUCUCGGCACGCUUGCUUCGGCCAGCCCGCUCGUUCCAAGGGGUGUGGGCAGCUGCGACACUGCGCCACUGUCCGAUCCUCCCAAGGUUUCGACUCCCUCCAGCACCCUCUCCAACCUCGCCGGCUGGGGCCCCUACAUCUCUCUGGAAUCACCUCUGUGCCGUGACACGCCAAGCGGAUUCACCAUCGACCAGGUUACGGUCCUGAUGCGUCACGGCGCUCGUGGUCCUACUGCCUCGUCCUAUCCAAGCAUCAAGGCGGCAGUUGCCAAGGCCGCCAACGCCACUGUGAUGGACAGCGCCUUUGACUUUGUCAAAAACUACUCUGCUGAAGGGUUCACUGCGGACGCUCUCACCGACUAUGGACGCAAGCAGAUGUACGACGCCGGCAGCACCUAUGCUAAGCGUUACAAGAAGCUUGUCAAGAAGUACUUCACCCGUGCCGCCAGCCAGACUCGUGUCGUCGAGUCGGGCCAGUACUUUAUGCAGGGUUUCAACGGCGACAAGUUCGCCAUCAAGAACACCACGCUCUUGCCGACGAUGGACCUGAUCAUCAACGACGACGGUACCGUCAACAACACGUUGACCCAGGUCGCGUGCCCCGGUUAUGACGACUCGACCGACCUCGCUGCGGAGGCGGAGACCAACUUCAACGCGAUCUGGAAUGCUCCCAUCACCGCGCGCCUCAACGAGAAGCUUGUCGGUGCCAACUUUACCGACGGCGACAUCCGCCAGCUCUUCACUCUGUGUGGUUAUGAUGGUGUCAAGAACCUCCAGUACUCUGCUGGCGCUUGGUGCAACGCCUUUACUGCUGCCGAGUUUGAGCAGUGGGAAUACCUCUACGACCUUAGCAAGUACUGGGGACAGAGCUACGGCAGCCCGUACCGUGCGGCCAUGUAUGACGGCUACGUCAACGACCCGUCGUCCUCGGCGGCUCGGUCAACGCCACUCUCGACACCAACACUGCCACAUUCCCCCUUGACAAGACCUUCUACAUGGACUUUACUCAACAACGACCUCGUCUCAAUCGUCACCGCAUUGGGCCUUUGGAAGGAUCUCAACCCCCUCCCCACCACUGUCUCCGUUGACGCGAUUCCCAAUCGCUUCUUCCACAUCUCUCGCAUCUGUCCCUUUGGCUCGCGUAUCGUCUUUGAGCGCCUCUCCGACAAGAAGGGCACAAAGUACAUUCGCGUGCUCAUCAACGACGCCGUUGCUCCCCUCAACUUCCCCGACUGUGGCGCCUACUCGUGGGCCGGCAUGUGCGAACUCGACGCCUUUGUCGCCGCUCAGUCAUAUGCCCAGUCUGAGCCAAAGAACUUUAACCAGCUCUGCUACAGCGCCCCCCUCAACACUACUGUUGUCUAA
This is a messenger RNA of Apiotrichum porosum, 1389 nucleotides long. RefSeq lists its product as uncharacterized. The transcript has 6 exons. NCBI's taxonomy places the organism in Eukaryota, Fungi, Basidiomycota, Tremellomycetes, Trichosporonales, Trichosporonaceae. Gene Ontology annotation, molecular function: acid phosphatase activity. The record is from RefSeq and is a predicted model, not a curated record. The coding region runs from base 1 to 1389 and encodes 462 amino acids.